AUGUCAUCAAGCGAAGAACGUGUAUUUGUAACUGGAGCAAGUGGAGAUAUUGGUAGUGGUGUUGUUCGUGGUCUUAUCAAAAAUGGAAUUCAGACAACAGCUUAUGUACGAGACGAGAAAAAAGCUGAAGGUUUAUUCAAAGAUGAACUCAAGACUGGUCGUUUGACAAUUGUCGUCGGUACCUACUCAUCUGUCGAUGUGUUUACAAAAGCAAUUCAAGGACAUACUCGUCUUUUUCUUCUCUUUAGUGCUAUUGGCAGCAAACCAACAGACAUGAGUCAAGUCAAAGGCACUUUCGGCAAGAUUGCUUAUGAACAGGGUGUGCGACAAAUUGUUGAUCUUUCUUCAGCCGCUGUCAGCAGACUUGGUAAGAAGGGUAUCAUUGCAUACAUGCAUACAAUAGCUGAAGAAAAACUAUGGACACUUGCCGAUGACAAACCUGAACAACGUUCACUUGUUGUACUUCGUCCUACAAGAUUCAUGAGCAGUCAAUUGAUGACUGAUGUCCAUCCUGUCAAACACUUAAACAAACUUGUCUUCUGCGCAUCGCCUUCGUCAGUAACAACUUGGAUCGAUUCGAGAGAUAUUUCUGAUUGUGCUGUGGUCGUCUUGAGUGAAUCCGUGGAGAAACAUGAUCGUAAUGUGUAUGAACUGUGUGGAGAGGCUAUGACUAAUGAAGAGCGAGCUGUUGUUUUCACUAAAGUGCUUGGUAAAUCUAUUACAUAUGAACAAAAAUCGUUAGAAGACUUCUACAAAACAAUUACUGCUCGCGGUAUAACACACUCGAUGGCAUACAAUUUUACAUUUCCAGCUCCGAAAGAUGCGUCUAACGCUGUUACUCCAGAAAUAUCCAUUAUCAUUGGUCGACCAUUACACACAGUUGAAGAAUGGCUCAAAGAGAACAUUAAAGCGUUUCAAUAA
This is a messenger RNA of Adineta steineri, 921 nucleotides long. NCBI's taxonomy places the organism in Eukaryota, Metazoa, Rotifera, Eurotatoria, Adinetida, Adinetidae. The record is from the annotation of a GenBank genome assembly.